Messenger RNA from Notodromas monacha, 307 nucleotides. NCBI's taxonomy places the organism in Eukaryota, Metazoa, Arthropoda, Ostracoda, Podocopida, Cyprididae. The record is from the annotation of a GenBank genome assembly.
AUUCGUGUGUGUUUUCUACAGAAUGGACGAGGAAGACAAGCCUCGUAAUCCGUUCGCGAAGCAUUUCGGUAGGCUAAAGAGUUCUGAUGAUAUUUACGCUGCUGUAGUCCAGAACGAAGGAAGUCAAGAUGCAACAGUGUCGGAUCAACUCAGGUCACUCAUUUCAGCCAAACCGUCUCCAGCGGUGCUUAGUGGUGGAUCGAUUAUUGUCAGUGAUCGACAAGAGGAAAUCCCGUUCUGAAAUCAAUCCGCUCUGUUCCGUGGGAGUAUGGAGACAUUAUUCCAGAUUAUGUCUUGGGUCAGAGAA